Siniperca chuatsi (mandarin fish) is the source of this 1405-nucleotide messenger RNA. Its product is annotated as malate dehydrogenase, cytoplasmic-like. Gene Ontology annotation, molecular function: L-malate dehydrogenase (NAD+) activity. Gene Ontology annotation, biological process: oxaloacetate metabolic process; malate metabolic process; tricarboxylic acid cycle. The record is from RefSeq and is a predicted model, not a curated record. Gene Ontology annotation, cellular component: cytosol; mitochondrion. NCBI's taxonomy places the organism in Eukaryota, Metazoa, Chordata, Actinopteri, Centrarchiformes, Sinipercidae.
ACCACCGGCGGGACCAUGCUGACUUUGCUGACUUCCAUGUAUCUCGUGGUGCGGGCGGUUUCCUCGCAGACUGAACCAAUCCGUGUUGUGGUGACCGGCGCUGCUGGCCAGAUUGCCUACUCCCUGCUGUACAGCAUCGAAGGAGAUGUGUUCGGGAAGGACCAGCCAAUCAUCUUGGUCCUGCUGGACAUCCCCCCCAUGCUGCCGGUGCUGGAGGGAGUCGUCAUGGAGCUGCAGGACUGCGCCCUCCCACUGCUGAGGGAGGUGAUCCCCACUGACAAGGUGGAGGUGGGCUUCAAGGACAUCGACGCCGCCAUCUUGGUGGGCUCCAUGCCCAGGAAGGAGGGGAUGGAGAGGAAGGACCUGCUGAAGGCCAACGUGGCCAUCUUCAAGACGCAGGGAUCCGCCCUGGACAAGUACGCCAAGAAGACCGUGAAGGUUUUAGUGGUUGGAAACCCGGCGAACACCAACUGUCUGAUCGCCUCCAAGUCUGCUCCAUCCAUCCCCAAAGAGAACUUCUCCUGCCUGACCCGACUGGACCACAACAGAGCCAGCUCCCAGGUGGCGAUGCGUUGCGGCGUGUCCUCCGACAAAGUGAAGAACGUCAUCAUCUGGGGGAACCACUCCUCCACCCAGUACCCCGACGUCCACCACGCCAAGGUCAACGUCCACGGCACCGAGACGGCCGCCUACGACGCCGUCAAGGACGAAGCCUGGCUCAGAGGAGACUUCAUCUCUACGGUGCAGCAGCGCGGUGCAGCCGUCAUCAAAGCCAGGAAGCUGUCGAGCGCCAUGUCUGCUGCCAAGGCCAUCUGCGACCACAUGAGGGACAUCUGGUUCGGCACCAAGGAGGGUGAGUUCAUCUCCAUGGGCGUGUACGCUGGCGGAAACUCCUACGGCAUCCCAGAGGACCUCAUCUACUCCUUCCCCAUCCAGAUCAAGAACAAGACCUGGAAAUUUGUUGACGGACUCUCCAUCAACGACUUCUCCCGCGCCAAGAUGGACGCCACAGCGGCGGAGCUGGUGGAGGAGCGAGACACCGCCCUGGACUUCCUGUCCCAGUGACUGUCGCCCCCUGCUGGCCAGCGACAGCACUUAGCUCCCCUGAAGUCUCUCUGCUCGCGCCUCUGAAGAAGAAACCCUCCACUCUUGUUAACCGUCCUAGCUGCCGUGUCCGUUUGUGUGCGAGUGUGUGUGUGUCAGUAUGUGAGUGUGUGUGUGAGUGUGUGUAACUAGGCCACUUCUUCAGGUGUUCAGAAAACCUGUUUAAUGCCCACAACCUGGCCUCCUCCGUCUGCAAGACACCGAGAGAAUGUCUCUGUUGGUAGAUGAUAACACACACUAGCUCUCCAGAAACUGUAACGGAACAAGUUAUCACCAAUAAAACAACAAGAACAGAACAAAA